Molecule: messenger RNA, 3225 nt
Organism: Hyaloscypha bicolor E
Lineage: Eukaryota; Fungi; Ascomycota; Leotiomycetes; Helotiales; Hyaloscyphaceae
Product: putative heat shock protein hsp98
Exons: 1
Coding region: 239-3037 (932 amino acids)
Biological process (GO): cellular response to heat
Cellular component (GO): cytosol; cytoplasm
Molecular function (GO): ATP hydrolysis activity; ATP binding
Source: RefSeq, a predicted model, not a curated record
GUCGUCACUUCUGCUUGAUCAUCGCUUUGCAUAUAAUCUUGGACGGAGGCUUGACUUCCACUUUCAUUGCUCGUCGUACUCACACUCGCAAUUCAUCACGAACGUCAGUGAUCACAAAAAACUUGGCAGGGCUGAAUUCCGGGAAUUCCACAACCCCUCCUUACUUCACGAAUUACGAUUUCACGAAUAAGCACAACCAGACACAUACAAUUGAUCGCACUUUGAUCACAUCGAAAACAUGUCGACUUCUAAUAUGAACUUUACGGAUAGGGCCAGCAAGGCCCUUUCCGAUGCGAUGGGCAUCGCAGAAGCCAAUGCCCACCCGCAAUUACUCCCAAUACACUUGGCAUCGAGUCUGCUCGACCCUCCACCAGACGAAUCGAAGGACCAACAACAGACCAUGAACGCAUCUCAUGGUGCCUCAUCACAAUCCCUUUUUCGUCAGGUGGUCGAACGAGCCCAUGGCGACGCGCAAGGUUUCCAAAGAGCCCUGAACAAGGCCAUCGUACGAUUACCAAGUCAAACACCACCGCCCGAGCAAAUCGCCAUGGCACCCUCGUUCACGAAGGUCUUGAGACAAGCACACGAACUCCAAAAGACACAAAAGGACUCUUUCAUUGCAGUUGAUCAUUUGAUCAUUGCCUUGUCUGAGGAUACUACUAUUCAGACCUGCUUGAAGGAUGGCAAUAUUCUCAAUGUCAAGGUUCUACAAGAUGCUGUUCAGCAGAUUCGGGGCACACGCCGGGUAGACACCAAGACAGCCGAUGCCGAGGAAGAAUUCGAGAAUCUGAAGAAAUUCACGAUCGAUAUGACUGCAAUGGCAAGAGAGGGCAAGGUGGAUCCUGUUAUUGGCAGAGAGGAGGAAAUCAGAAGAGUUGUCCGCAUCCUGUCAAGACGUACCAAGAACAACCCAGUCUUGAUCGGAGAGCCAGGUGUGGGAAAGACAACAGUCGUCGAGGGUCUAGCACAACGUAUCGUCAACAAUGAUGUACCGGACAACCUCGCAGCCUGCAAAUUGCUUUCCCUCGAUGUCGGCUCUCUUGUUGCAGGUAGCAAGUACAGAGGAGAAUUCGAAGAGAGAAUGAAGGGUCUCUUGAAGGAAAUUGCAGAAUCGAAGGAGUUCAUCGUCCUAUUUGUCGAUGAGAUGCAUCUCCUCAUGGGCGCUGGAUCAAGCGGUGAAGGUGGCAUGGAUGCUGCCAAUCUGCUCAAGCCCAUGUUGGCUAGAGGUCAACUUCACUGCAUCGGUGCUACCACCCUUGCCGAGUACCGGAAAUACAUCGAGAAGGAUGCCGCCUUCGAACGACGAUUCCAGCAAGUCCUCGUUAAGGAACCCACGGUUCCAGAGACAAUUUCGAUUCUCCGUGGCCUCAAGGAGAAAUAUGAAGUCUACCACGGCAUCACCAUAUCUGACGGAGCUAUCGUCACUGCAGCUACAUUAGCUGCCCGCUACCUCACUCAGCGACGCCUCCCUGACUCAGCCGUUGAUCUUAUCGAUGAAGCUGCAGCUGCAGUGAAGACCGAACGAGAAUCCCUUCCCGAAGCUCUGGACAACUUGAACCGCAGGCUUCAGCAAUUGAAGAUUGAGAUUCAUGCAUUGACCAGAGAGAAAGAUGACGCUUCCAAAGCACGUCUCGCGCAAGCCAAGCAGGAUGCCCAAAACGUGGAAGAAGAGCUGAGACCACUUCGCGAGAAAUAUGAGAGUGAGCGAGCUCGAGGCAAAGCAAUUCAAGAGGCCAAAGUCAAGCUUGACGCAUUGAGGGUCAAGAAGGAUGAGGCUACCCGUAUGGGUGACGAUGCACGAGCUGCUGACUUGCAGUACUAUGCCAUUCCUGAGCAGGAGGUAUUCAUCAAGAGUCUAGAGAAGCAAAAGGCCGCUGCCGAUGCUGCUCUGAGCUCUGAGCACAACCCAGAUUCUGGUGGAUCCCUUAUUACCGACGUUGUCGGUCCAGAUCAAAUCAACGAAAUUGUUGCUCGGGCUACUGGUAUCCCUGUCACGAGACUGAAGACCACAGAGAAGGACAAACUCCUGCAUAUGGAGAGAGUUCUCGGCAAGAUUGUAGUAGGCCAAAAGGAAGCUGUCAAGGCAGUCUCCGACAAGAUUCGUCUCCAACGAUCUGGACUCAGCAAUCCCAACCAACCUCCCAGCUUCCUCUUCUGUGGACCAUCGGGUACUGGCAAGACCCUGCUCACGAAAGCGUUGGCUGAAUUCCUCUUUGAUGAUCCAAAGGCCAUGAUUCGGCUUGACAUGUCUGAAUAUCAAGAACGCCAUACAGUCAGUCGCAUGAUUGGUGCACCACCGGGUUACGUUGGACACGAUGCUGGUGGACAACUUACGGAAGCCCUUCGCCGUAAGCCGUUCUCGAUUCUCCUCUUCGAUGAAGUCGAAAAGGCUGCAAAGGAAGUACUCACUAUCCUUCUCCAGCUCAUGGAUGAUGGGCGUAUCACCGAUGGCCAAGGACGUGUUAUCGAUGCUCGCAACUGCAUCGUUGUCAUGACCUCUAACAUCGGAGCUGAGUACCUUCAACGCGCAACAACAGCCAACGGCAAGAUCGAUGACACGACAAAAGCUAUGGUCAAGAAGGCGUUGGAAGACUAUUUCUUACCAGAAUUCCUGAAUCGUAUCAGCGAAACCAUCAUCUUCAACCGGUUGUCAAGGGCCGAAAUCAGAAAGAUCGUCGAAGUUCGCUUGAGUGAGAUCCAGAAGCGUCUAGAGAGCAAUGGCAGAAAUGUCAAGAUUGACUGCACUCCGGAUGUUAAGAACUGGCUCGGCACUGCUGGUUACAAUCCUAGCUACGGUGCUAGGCCCCUUGCGAGAUUGAUCGAGACGGAACUCUUGAACAGGCUUGCUGUGAUGAUCCUCAGGGGCAACAUCAAGGAUGGAGAGACUGCCAGAGUGUACUUGGACAAUGGCAGGAUCAAGAUCCACCCCAACCAUACCGAUACGGAUACGAGCAGUGAAGACGACAUGGAGAUUGACGAGUCGGAUAUCGAGGAAGUAAUCGGUGAGGAUGAUGAUGGGAUGCAACUUUACGAAUAGAUCAUAGGGGCUUGAGUUUUAGGAUAGAUAGCAGAUUGAUGAGACGAUGAGCGAUAUUUCAUUACAUCAAAAGCAUGGCGUUCGGAGGGUUUUGAUCGGUGGCCGGGUCCUCGAUGUUUUCAGGGGAUACCCUUCAGAUGAAUAAUGUAGCCUGAGAAGAAGAAUUACACGUAAAAGAGAUCCCCAAA